CGUCAUAGGCAUCAACACAUUGCACCGUACAUCAUCCCCUCGAGCGCCGUGAUCACAGGGUAUGAUCCGGAUGUAGCUAUUUUUGCCCAUCCCUGGGAUUAUUUUUUCUCUAUCUGAUCUCUGAUCGACCCUGUACUGUCACCAUGUCUGACUCCGAUUUCGAAGCCGUUCGGAGGCUCCAAGCUGAGCGGAAUGCCGCUGCAGCUGGAAGUAAAGGUUCUAGGACCUUUGAUCCGUCUAGCCAGCGCACUGACAACUCGACCAAGGCCUCCCUGAGUGAAACCUUCGACACCACCCUUUACGAUCGCGAAGGCGCCGACAGGUAUGCGGGCUACGACACUUCGAUCGCCGUCAAUGGCGAUGACGAGGAGAUGGAGGAUGCGGAAGGUGGUCACCGUCUAGUGGGACAGUAUACCGCAACCAAGAGUCAGAUGGAUGAAUUCGCCCACGGUAAUGGAGUGGAGGAAGAGGACAUCCUUCUCGGUCGUGAGAAGGCGGCUAGAAUCGCAGACCGCGAGACGGACUACCAAAAGCGCCGAUUCAACCGUGGCCCUCUGACCCCCACCAGAGCGGAUCCUUUCGCCGCAAAUACUCAUGCGAACGUUGAGGGAGAGGGUCAGACGUAUCGUGAAGUCAUGGCUCUGCGUGAGCUUGAAAAAGAAGAAGAGCGUGUUCAGAAGCUGAUCUCAGAGAAGCAGGCCAGUGGCGAGAACGGUAUCGCAGAACAUGAGGCCACGUUGACGUUGGAGGACAAAGAAAACGCAGAUGCUGGCUCGACCGUCUCCGUCGCUACGGGACGCAAGCGCAAGCAACGAUGGGAUGUGGGUUCUGAGUCGACUGAAGCAGCUCCUGAGGCUUCUCAGCCCCAGGAGGCAAAGAGCAAGAAAUCGCGCUGGGAUCAAACACCCGCGCCGGGUGCCACCGAUGAAGCACCUAAACGUCGGUCGCGGUGGGAUCAGGCACCAGCUAUCGCGGCCGCCACCCCUGUUGGCAACCAGGGCCUCGCAACCCCCAUGCAUCCUUCACAAGUAGGUGCGCCAAUGAUGCCGACCAGUUUUGGAACUGAUAUCUCCGCCCGCAAUGCCCCCUUCUCGGAUGAGGAACUUGAUAUGAUGCUCCCGGGCGAGGCCGAUGGCUACAAGAUCCUUGAUCCUCCUCCAGGAUACGCUCCGAUCCGGAACCCUGCAAGGAAACUUAUGUCGACCCCAGCUCCCAUGGCCAGCGCAACUGGUGUUGGAGGCUUCAUGAUGCAAGAACCCGAAAGCGCCCGUGCCUUAGGCAAGCAGCUCCCAACAGAAAUUCCAGGAGUCGGAGAUCUUCAGUUCUUCAAGCCCGAGGAUAUGGCAUAUUUCGGAAAGCUUAUGGAAGGCGGAGAUGAGAGUGUGAUGUCUGUGGACGAACUGAAGGAGCGGAAGAUUAUGAGGCUGCUGUUGAAGGUCAAGAACGGUACACCACCGAUGAGGAAAACUGCCCUGCGUCAACUCACAGACAACGCGCGCCAGUUCGGGGCCGGCCCCUUGUUUAAUCAGAUCCUUCCGUUGCUCAUGGAGAAGUCACUUGAGGACCAAGAGCGCCACUUGUUGGUGAAGGUUAUCGAUCGUGUUCUCUAUAAGCUGGACGAUCUUGUCCGUCCCUACGUGCAUAAGAUUCUCGUCGUCAUUGAACCUUUACUCAUUGACCAGGAUUAUUAUGCCCGCGUUGAGGGUAGGGAGAUCAUUUCUAAUCUUGCUAAGGCUGCCGGUCUUGCUACCAUGAUUAGUACGAUGCGUCCCGAUAUCGAUCAUGUUGAUGAAUAUGUCAGAAACACAACGGCACGAGCCUUCGCUGUGGUCGCUUCAGCGCUUGGUAUCCCCGCUCUACUUCCAUUCCUGCGUGCUGUGUGUCGCAGUAAGAAAUCUUGGCAAGCAAGACACACUGGGGUCAAGAUUGUCCAGCAAAUCCCUAUCCUCAUGGGCUGUGCCAUCCUUCCUCAUCUGAAGGGUCUCGUGGAUUGUAUUGCCGACAAUCUCAGCGAUGAACAAGCGAAGGUCAGAACGGUCACUGCAUUAGCAGUAGCGGCCUUGGCCGAGGCCGCUAACCCUUACGGUAUCGAAAGUUUCGAUGAGAUUCUCAAUCCUCUCUGGACGGGAGCAAGGAAGCAGCGUGGCAAAGGUCUGGCUGCCUUCCUUAAAGCUGUCGGAUAUAUCAUUCCUCUCAUGGACGAGGAGUAUGCCAAUUACUAUACUAGUCAAAUCAUGGAGAUCCUGCUGCGCGAGUUCUCCUCUCCGGAUGAGGAGAUGAAGAAGGUUGUCCUCAAAGUGGUGUCUCAGUGUGCCAGCACUGAUGGUGUGACAGCCAGCUAUCUGAAAGAGCACGUUUUGACCGACUUCUUUAAGAGCUUCUGGGUAAGGCGUAUGGCACUCGACAGGAGGAACUACCGCCAAGUUGUUGAUACUACCGUCGAUCUGGGCCAAAAGGUUGGUGUGGGUGAGAUCCUCGAGCGCGUCGUCAACAAUCUGAAGGAUGAGAGCGAACCUUACCGGAAGAUGACGGUGGAAACUGUAGAGAAACUUAUUGCAUCCCUGGGAGCCGCAGAUAUCUCCGAGAGGUUGGAAGAGAGGCUCAUUGAUGGUGUACUCUAUGCCUUCCAGGAGCAGAGCAUCGAGGAUAUCGUAAUCUUGAACGGAUUUGGAACUGUGGUUAAUGCGCUUGGUACUCGUUGCAAGCCGUAUCUGCCACAGAUCGUCAGUACCAUUCUUUGGAGGCUGAACAACAAGUCAGCCACCGUCCGUCAGCAAGCUGCAGACCUCAUCUCACGCAUUGCAAUGGUUAUGAAGCAGUGCGGCGAGGAUGCACUGAUGGGUAAACUCGGUAUUGUGCUCUACGAGUAUCUGGGCGAAGAGUACCCUGAAGUCCUUGGUUCGAUUCUGGGCGCUCUACGUUCCAUCGUCACCGUGGUCGGUAUCAACCAGAUGCAACCGCCUAUUAGAGACCUCCUUCCUCGUCUUACACCCAUUCUGCGGAACCGACAUGAAAAGGUGCAGGAAAACACCAUCGAUCUUGUUGGUCGUAUUGCAGACCGUGGUCCCGAGUCUGUCAAUGCUCGCGAGUGGAUGCGUAUUUGCUUCGAGCUGCUUGACAUGUUGAAAGCACACAAGAAGGGCAUCCGUCGUGCAGCAAACAACACUUUCGGCUUCAUCGCCAAGGCAAUUGGCCCUCAGGAUGUUCUGGCAACUUUGCUUAACAACUUACGUGUGCAGGAACGUCAGUCUCGUGUUUGUACUGCUGUUGCCAUUGGUAUCGUGGCUGAAACCUGCGCACCAUUUACUGUCCUUCCAGCUCUGAUGAAUGAAUACCGGGUACCGGAAUUGAACGUUCAAAACGGUGUGUUGAAGGCAAUGUCGUUCUUGUUCGAGUACAUUGGUGAGAUGGCCAAGGAUUACGUCUAUGCUGUUACGCCCCUUCUUGAGGAUGCCCUCAUCGAUAGAGAUCAGGUGCAUCGCCAGACCGCCGCCAGCGUUGUGAAGCACAUUGCUUUAGGGGUGGUCGGUCUCGGGUGUGAGGAUGCAAUGGUUCAUCUUCUCAAUUUGGUAUUCCCUAAUAUCUUCGAAACAAGUCCUCACGUUAUUGACCGUGUCAUCGAAGCCAUUGAUGCCAUUCGAAUGGCCGUUGGCACGGGAGUUGUCAUGAACUACGUCUGGGCAGGCCUGUUCCACCCUGCCCGUAAAGUCCGCACGCCAUACUGGCGGCUUUACAACGAUGCUUAUGUGCAAAGCGCGGAUGCAAUGAUUCCAUAUUAUCCUACAAUGGAAGAGGAUGGCGUGGAGAGGCCUGAAUUGUCCAUAAUAGUUUAACAAAAGCGACUUGCUUUUUCAUGUAUUCAUCCACCUUUUUUAAGUGUUCAAUGCUUUUUCGCUGGCAUUAUGGGACCUGUUUAAUCGCGCAUGGUGUUCUUGAUGGUGGGAUUGGCGUGUAUUUAUUCUCCUGGAGCCAAAUAUCAGAUAUAGGAAAUGACAUUGCGUGUUUUCUGCCAGUCACCGAGCUCAUCGGCACUUUAGGGU
Molecule: messenger RNA, 4040 nt
Organism: Aspergillus alliaceus
Lineage: Eukaryota; Fungi; Ascomycota; Eurotiomycetes; Eurotiales; Aspergillaceae
Product: U2 snRNP complex subunit HSH155
Exons: 2
Coding region: 144-3833 (1229 amino acids)
Biological process (GO): spliceosomal complex assembly
Cellular component (GO): U2-type prespliceosome; catalytic step 2 spliceosome; U2 snRNP
Molecular function (GO): mRNA binding
Source: RefSeq, a predicted model, not a curated record